AUGCCUCUCGAGAACAACCAGAACCAAGGCGCAACUGGCGCCGCCAAAUUCGUCACUAGCUCGCUCGGCAACGCAGCCGGAGGCAUCACACGAACCGUCGGCAACGUGACUGGCGCUGCGGGCCGAGGCAUCGGGGACACCAUUACCGGAGCCACGGGCUCUGCCGGCAAGCCCGUUGGCGACGCCAUCAGCUCGCUCGGCUCUGGCAUCGAGGGAGGCGCCGGCAGCGUCGCCAAGGGUGUCGAGAAUGCUGGACAGUGGAAGAAAUAA
Pestalotiopsis fici W106-1 is the source of this 270-nucleotide messenger RNA. RefSeq lists its product as uncharacterized. The record is from RefSeq and is a predicted model, not a curated record. The coding region runs from base 1 to 270 and encodes 89 amino acids. The transcript has a single exon. NCBI's taxonomy places the organism in Eukaryota, Fungi, Ascomycota, Sordariomycetes, Amphisphaeriales, Sporocadaceae.